This is a messenger RNA of Nezara viridula (southern green stink bug), 657 nucleotides long. The record is from the annotation of a GenBank genome assembly. Lineage: Eukaryota; Metazoa; Arthropoda; Insecta; Hemiptera; Pentatomidae.
AUGGGUAUUUAUUCCAUCGCGUCUCUAUUUGUCUUCGUUGGGGCAGCAAUAGAAGCCGGAAUCAAGAAGUGUAUGGAACAAACCGCCUUCUACAUCGUUAUAGGCAUCAUAACUAGCGCCCAGCAGUUCUAUCUAAUAUGUAAUCAGGAUCAGGUGAAAAAGAUCAUCGACAUCUUGAAGGGGUACCAAGAACGACACGAAGGAAAAUGGCAGGCGGAUAUGUUCGAAGGGGAAUCUCUCAGGGUAUGGAAAGUGUUAAGGUACUACAAUAUGGUGAUGGGUUCGUACAACAUAUUCUACUUCAGUCUCCCAUUCGUGGUGGAUUUAGUCGGCGGUCUCAUCAAUCCCGAUUUUCCGGUGGUGAGAUUUCCUCUCCCCACCCAACAGUACGUUGAAGAUUACGAACCUCGAAGCUGGGGAAACGUGUUGUACUCUCUGAUAGGCAUCACCUCAGGAAUACUCACUAUCGAGAUGAACAUAGGCAUAGAGGCAUUGAUAUACAUAUCCAUAAUAUAUACCAAGACAGAGCUGAAUAUGAUUAAGAAAAAAUUGGUGAUAAUCAAGGAGGUGAUGGAACGAAAGGGGGACAACUACCGUGUGGAGGUUGAGAGGUUGAUGAAGGAUGUGACGAGGCACCACCAGAGCACACUAGAGUAA